GGUAGUUGCGUUCGUUGGAGUUGAUCCGAACAACGCGCGACUUCUCGAGCAGGUACCAAUCAAUGUAGGCACCGGCGAUAGACCCGUGGCGGCCGAACUCGAUCCUGAUAAAUUUGCCGAACCUCGAUGAAUUGUUGUUCCGGACAGUUUGGGCGUUGCCAAAGGCCUCGAGGAUCGGGUUUGCUCGCAAGAUUUGGGCCGAUAAGUUCGCGUGUUGCUGUUGCCCUCUGUUCUUGACGGGCGAUUCCGAAUGGGCAACCGCUGCGAGAUACUGGAUAACCUUUUUUGUAUUCUCUGUCUUUCCGGCUCCAGACUCGCCCGUGACCAAGAUGCUCUGGUUCUCGUUCUCGUCGACGAGGUUCCGAAACGCUUCGUCGGCAACGGCAAAAAUGUGAGGUUUGGUGUCUUCCCUGCUCCUGCCCUUGUACAUGUUGAUGUACUCGUUCGUGUAGAUAGGAAGGGGGCAGUAGGGGUUGACUGUCACGAGAAACAGUCCAGAGUAGGUGUAUAUGAGGUCGGUCAUGUAUCUUGUGUGCAGGUUGUGGACAACAGAGGCCUCGUUCAAGUGCGUCAGCUCUGCCAUGUCGUUCGCUUUGUCGAACUUGGCCGGGUUGACUUUAUCGACGCUCUCGCCGUCGACCUCUCGUUGGCUUCCAUCGUCGCAUUGGACCAAAAUCCGGUUUCCUCCAAGUUCCUCCACAACCCAACCCUUGACAAAAGCUGUUUGGGGGUCCUUAAGCCACACGUAUUUUUUGCCAGAGAAGUCAUUCUCGCCCUCGAUUCCCCUAACUGUGUCGGCGCGCUUCAGAACGUCCUCCGUCUUGAUGAACGAGGGCGCAAAUGUGUUGGAGCUCGGGGAGGCCCCUCUCGAGCCUUCGCGCGUUGGCGCAGCGCGUAUAGGCGCGGCUGGUGCAAGUGCUGCGGCGAUCGACGUGUGCGACUGCGUUCGGGAGUGCGAGGGCAGGACCGGGAUUGAGGAUAGAGGAGACGUCGAGGACGAAAACAAGGCCGACUUGGGCCUCCCAACGGCGCCCGAAGUGGGCGAGGUCGAGGCAUUCCUCGCAAAGGGAUUGUUGCGGACCGACAUGGCGCGCUGGCAACGGACAGCUUAGCGAUGAAAGGAAUUCAUGGAAUAAUUGCUGGUUGAGUUAGCAAUUCUGGGUCCUGCUCUGACUGUCGUACAGUCAUGCAAGUUGUGCAAACAUUAAAGUCGAGGCCGAGCGACGACACGGUGGGCGGGCGACGCGGGCGCAGACGCGGACGCAAACUGCAGGCGCGAGAGCAGAACAGCAGAAAAGCCAAGGCAAUGGAAGUGACGAAAUAGAAGGUGGACAGGCGAAAGCAAGCAACCCCGUCCAAACUCGUUGCUUCAGGGAAGAUCCAAGGGUGGUGGCAGGGCAGAGUCGUUGGUGUUGGCCGGUUUAAAG
This is a messenger RNA of Lasiosphaeria miniovina, 1427 nucleotides long. RefSeq lists its product as uncharacterized. The transcript has 2 exons. The record is from RefSeq and is a predicted model, not a curated record. The coding region runs from base 251 to 976 and encodes 241 amino acids. Lineage: Eukaryota; Fungi; Ascomycota; Sordariomycetes; Sordariales; Lasiosphaeriaceae.